AUGGGAUCGCUCUUUGAUCUCAAGCCGGUGACGUCCAUUAGCGAUGUCAAGGGUUUGCGUGAGCUGCACGAGACGGUUACAGUCAGAAUAAGGAACCUGAAGAGCCUCGGAGUCACGCUGAGCCAGUACGCGAUUGCCGUUCGUGAGGCUGUCCUGCGGAAGAUCCCCAAGGAACUCGAAUUGGAAUACUAUAAACAGAAGGAUGAAGAGUCGACUGUUGACACACUGACAUCUCUUCUGGACUUCCUUGAGACUGAGAUUGAGUGCCGCGAGCGAGUUCGACGUUCAGCGGAGGACGUUCCCCUUCCGAAACGCAGGGCACCCUUAACACCUUCUGCGUCGUCACUUACGGCCAAUGCGACGGACUCUUCAUGCAUCUUAUGCAAGUCCUCCCAGCAUCUUCUGGAAAGCUGUGACAGAGGGCUGAGUCCAGAUGAAAUCAGAAAUACCCUACGUCGCGAAGGUUGUUGUUUCCUCUGUGGAAAGAAGGGCCACCGCUCCAAGGACUGCCGUGUCUGCUGGAAGCUCCGAUGUGGACGCUGUCACAGGCGACAUCUCACUCAGCUAUGCCUGGGCUCGUCGAGGACUGAACAGCCUGCCGCCUCCAAUCCCUCUUCUGCGCUUGCCGCCACUACCUCCACCGAAAACGUUGUGACGUCCUUGUCGUCAUCAACUAUUUUUUCAUCUCCACGCUCUGAGGUACUGCUGCAAACUGCUAAGGUGUGGCUCGAAGGAAGCAACGGCCGGAGGAUCCUAGCCAGAAUCCUUCUCGACGGUGGCAGCCAGCGUAGUUUCAUCUGUCAAGAAGUAGCGACGAAGAUCGGGUGCAACAUGAUCAGAACCGAAAAUUUGAGGGUCCAUACUCUUGGCAACGUCUCUUCGCGCCGCAAUAAGUACCGUUGCGUUCAAGUGCUUUUACGGAGCCAGUUCUCCUCCGCGAGUAUCGUGAUCGAAGCAGUGGAGUACGACGACAUCUGCUCGGACAGCUUACCGUCCUUGAAUUCGACAGCGGCACAGCAUGUGAAAAGCAUGGGUCUCAAGCUUGCCGACGAGCCCUCAGCUCCUACCGAAAUCUCCCUGCUACUUGGAUCCGACUUUUACUGGAAAGCAGUCACCGGCGUAACAGUCCGGUUGUCCGAGUACCUGGUAGCAGCAGAGACGCUCUUCGGGUGA
This is a messenger RNA of Ornithodoros turicata, 1173 nucleotides long. RefSeq lists its product as uncharacterized. The transcript has a single exon. Gene Ontology annotation, molecular function: nucleic acid binding; zinc ion binding. NCBI's taxonomy places the organism in Eukaryota, Metazoa, Arthropoda, Arachnida, Ixodida, Argasidae. Bases 1 to 1173 code for a protein of 390 amino acids. The record is from RefSeq and is a predicted model, not a curated record.